AUGGCGCAUGAACUGGAAGGCAUUUUCUCAGAGCUGGGCAUUUCGCAAUACCUCGGCAUCUUUCUUGAGCAAGGUUUCGACACAUGGGAGACGAUUCUGGACAUUACAGAGUCCGACUUGGAUGCGCUUGGAGUCAAACUGGGACACCGACGUAAAUUGCAAAGGCGCAUUGCCAACUCGCGAGGCCUUGCCCCCGAUGCGUCCCUUAUAUCGCCCACUAGAGCAACAGCAGAGGAGCCCAAGCUUGAGGCUCAACGGUCUGAACAACCUCGACUUGAAGUGAAGGACGGCCCUGUCGUUACCAAACGCAAGUAUCGCCGUCAUCCCAAGCCUGAUGAGAACGCACCAGAACGGCCGCCUUCGGCUUAUGUACUGUUCUCUAACAAGAUGCGCGAUGAUCUCAAGGGCCGAAACUUAACCUUCACUGAAAUAGCUAAACUUGUUGGGGAGCAUUGGCAGAACUUGACGCCAGGUGAGAAAGAGCCUUACGAGACAUCGGCUCUCAAAGCAAAGGAAAAGUACAAUCACGACCUAGCUGAGUACAAGAAGACUGCAGAGUAUAAGAAAUACAAUCUUUACCUGCAAGACUUCAAGGCGAGGCAGGCUUCUGCCAGUCAAGCAAAAGAGUCCUCUAAACGUCAGAAGCUGGACACUGGCGCCCGGCUGCAAAAUGGUAGUGCGAGCGCAACACCGGGUAGCCUGAGCAGCACCGGGAGUGGUACGGAGAGCCAUCAAGGGAGUGAGCCGCCUCCAAACCGGAAGCAGCGAGUCGGCUCUGUGGUAUCGGUAUCUGAGUCCCAAUACUCGACGGCUGUCCCGACGCCAAUCUCGCACCAUCAUAUCGCAGACGACGCAGUGCACUCGCCCACCAGCACUCAAUUUGAUCGAGAGAGCUUGCACUCAACAAGCCCCCGUGCGUCCCAGAAUCGUAGCCGUCGCCCGACAUGGACGGAUAACCCACUUAGCACAGAGAUGGCUGGGCCAACGACUCAUUUGCCGUCGUUGUCGGAUAUGUUCAGCAAUGGGCGGGUGAUGAAUGGAGUCGCGAGAUCUCCCGAGUCCAAUGGACUCGGUGGCUUCGCACCACCUCAGCACCCGGGCUCUUCGGUUCCUCCGCCGUUGAAACAUGAAUACUCGUCGACAGGAAGCUCCACGUCGUCCGGCUCAUAUCCCCGCACGCCCAGUGAAUCUUCACUCCCGAUCCAUGCCUUAUUAUCCAACAAACCCCCGCUGGCUUCACCCUACGAGCUGCAGCCAUCUGCCUUCACAACCGGUCCUAUGGCACUCUCGGACCAGAAACCAGUUUUUACAGGUCAACUGCAGAGCUCUCAUGGAGCUGUGAAUGGUUACCACUCGCCACCACCUGCCUUGUUGCGCUUCCAGUCAAGCUCCUCAUCGGGGACAGAGGGAUCCAUUGCGUCGUCGCAUGCGUCUUCCCUUGCCUCAUCCCACGCAUCGUCUCAGACCUCACUCGGGGUCCAAGAGAGAAGUGAUCCGAAGCUCGACGGAAUGAGCGCUUUGGUGCGCGCUGGUGAAAUCGUUAACCGACGCGUUCAAUGA
Molecule: messenger RNA, 1560 nt
Organism: Colletotrichum navitas
Lineage: Eukaryota; Fungi; Ascomycota; Sordariomycetes; Glomerellales; Glomerellaceae
Product: HMG box protein
Exons: 7
Coding region: 1-1560 (519 amino acids)
Biological process (GO): regulation of gene expression
Cellular component (GO): nucleus
Molecular function (GO): protein binding
Source: RefSeq, a predicted model, not a curated record